AUGCAUAUGAAGAGAACGGCCGCGGCCCUUUCCAUCGCCGCGAGGCUGCAAAUAGCAAAUGCAGCCGUCCUAGUGGCUGCACCACGUCAAACCGCUGCAAUCCCUUCCUGGGACUUGCAGUCGUCAGCCGUGGUCGCGAACGACCCCGCCAGUCUUUCACAGACAGGUCUCAACACCACGUCAUGGCACCAUGUCCCAGUCUCCAAAUGCACGCUCAUGGGAUGCCUGAUCGAGGCCGGGGUGUACACAGAGAAAGAGCUAUUCUACUCUGACAACCUGCGCCGAGUCGACGGGAACCAGUUUCUGGUGCCAUGGAUUUAUCGCCAUGAGUUCUUGCUCGACCCUGGACCGGGCCACCACUACUUUCUGCGGACACACGGCAUCUCAUCUCGGGCCGACAUCUUCCUCAACGGCAGGCAAGUGGCCGCUUCAUCCGAGCAGGCCGGCUCAUACGUCGGCCGGACCUACGAGAUCACGAAUCUUGUGGGCAAGGAAAACGCGCUGGCCAUCCAGGUCUAUCCGACCGACUACUAUCGCGACCUUGCGCUGGGCUGGGUCGAUUGGAACCCCUGGCCGGCCGACAACGGUACCGGUGUCUGGCGAGAUGUUGAGGUCAAGCUGACGGGUCCCGUCAAGCUGGACCCGAUGCGCGUCGUCACACAUCUCGGCACACCACUUGAAACGGCACCAGCCAACGUGACUAUCAAGGCCAAAGUGCACAAUCUCGAGGACAGACCCGUCACCGUCACAGCAGCGGGUCUCCUCACCCCGGUAUCCGGCGGUCGCCUCGUCGGUUGGAACCAAACCUUCACCCUCCCGCCGCUCUCCGCCACCGACCUCAUCCUCAGCAAGACCAUCACCAACCCCAAGAUUUGGUGGCCCCGCCAAUGGGGCGCCCAGCCGCUAUACAAGGCCACCCUCACCCUCCACGUUGCCAAUUUCCAUCAUCCAUCCGACCACGCCACAGUAACCUUCGGCCUGCGCACCAUCACCACGACUCUCAACGCCCACAACGACAUAACCUUCCACGUCAACACCCGUCCCUUCCAAAUCCUCGGCGCAGGCUACACGCCGAACCUCUUCCUGCGCUCGUCCCCUUCCGACUGGGACACAACGCUGCAAUACCUUCUCGACCUCGGUUUCAACACGAUCCGCCUCGAGGGCAAGAACGAACACCCCUGGCUGUACGCCGCCGCCGACCGGUUGGGGGUGAUGAUCCUGCCCGGGUGGGAAUGUUGCGAUAAGUGGGAGGCGUGGGAGUACAACGCCGACUUGGGCGUGCAGCCCGUGCCCAUGUGGUCGGAUGCGGACUAUGAUAUUGCGAGGCGGAGUAUGCUACACGAGGCGGGCAUGAUGCAAGCGCAUGCGAGCGUGCUGGGGUUUUUGAUUGGGAGUGAUUACUGGCCCGAUGAAAGGGCUACGAGGGGGUAUUUGGAGGCGUUUGAGACGGUGGACUGGGAGGGACCUGUGAUUGGGUCGGCGUCGAAGAGGGGGUUCUCGGAGCAGACGGGCCCGUCGGGGAUGAAGAUGGAGGGGCCGUAUGACUGGGUUCCGCCUGGGUACUGGUGGAAUACGGAGCCCGCUGAGGAGAGGAGGGGCGCGGCGUUUGGGUUUGGGUCGGAGCUUGGGGCCGGGGUGGGCACGCCCGAGUUGGGGUCGUUGCGGGAGUUUUUGACGGGUGAGGAGAUUGAGAGUUUGUGGAGGAAUCCGAAUCGAAGUCAGUUUCACAUGUCGAGGGAGACGUCGCAGUUUGAGACUAGAAAGAUUUACAAUGCUGCGCUGUGGAAGCGGUGGGGCGCGCCAUCGAGCCUGGAGGACUACCUGAUAAAGGUGCAGCUGAUGGAUUAUGAGGCGACCAGGGCGCAGGUUGAAGCGUACAGUGCCAUGUGGAACGCUAAGAGGCCUGCGACGGGCAUGAUCUACUGGAUGCUCAACAAUGGCUGGCCGAGCUUGCACUGGAACCUCUGGGAUUACUACAUGCGGCCGGCGGGGAGCUACUUCGGGGCCAAAGCUGGUGGGAAAGUGGAGAACACGGCGUUUGACUAUGUGAAAAGGGAGGUGUGGCUGGUCAACCGGUCGUUGGACAAGGGAGGGGCAAGGAAGAUCGAGGUGGAGGUGAUGGAUAUGCAUGGCAGGUCGGCGUACAAGGGCACGGCAGUGGUCACGACGGCCCCAAACAGUAGCCAGAAAAUCCUGUCCCUGGAUGAGGCGUUUGGGAAUGUCACGGAACCAGUCUUUCUUCGGCUCCUCCUCUGGGAUGCGCAAGGUCGAGAGCAGCUGCUGAGCCGGAAUGUCUAUUGGGUCGCCAAGGACGAGGACGUGCUGGACUGGGACAAGUCGGAAUGGUAUGUGACACCCGCUAGCAAGUAUUCCGACUACACAGCCUUGAACCGGCUUUCACCAGCACAAGUCGCGGUUUCUACCGCAAAGGGCAAAACCAGUACGGUCGACAUCACCUUGGAGAACAAGUCAGCGGUCCCGGCGUUUUUCGUCAGCCUGAAACUGGUCGACUACCAGGGACGAGAUGUCUUACCGGUUACGUGGGAUGACAAUUACGUCACAGUGUGGCCUGGUGAGAGCUUGGCGGUACAGGCGAAGGCGCCGAAGGGAGUAGACAAGGAAAACUGGCAGCCAUCGCGGGUGCUGGUAGGAGGCAAGAACGUUGACCAGGGGGGAGUGGACUUGAACUGA
This is a messenger RNA of Parathielavia appendiculata, 2691 nucleotides long. Its product is annotated as glycoside hydrolase family 2 protein. The record is from RefSeq and is a predicted model, not a curated record. Gene Ontology annotation, biological process: carbohydrate metabolic process. Bases 1 to 2691 code for a protein of 896 amino acids. The transcript has a single exon. Lineage: Eukaryota; Fungi; Ascomycota; Sordariomycetes; Sordariales; Chaetomiaceae. Gene Ontology annotation, molecular function: hydrolase activity, hydrolyzing O-glycosyl compounds.